AUGGUUGAUGAAGGCCAAAAACCCCAUGCAAUACUAGUAAGCUACCCUCUCCAAGGCCACGUCAACCCGUCCGUACACCUGGCCAUCCACCUAGCUUCUAGAGGCUUCACCAUCACCUUCAUCAACACCCAAUCCAUCUACCGCCGCAUCGCCGCCGCCUCCUCCUCCUCCUCCGGCGACAUCUUCGCCGGAGUCCGCCGCUCGUCCGGGCUCGACAUCCGGUACGCCACCGUGUCGGACGGGCUUCCGGUCGGGCUCGACCGUGCCCUCCACGCGGAGCAGUUCGACUCGGCCCUCUUGCACAAGCUGUCGGCCCACGUGGAGGAGGCUGUCGAGAGGAUCGUGAGGGACUCGAAACCGAGCGUCACUUGCUUGAUUGCCGACACGUAUUUCGUGUGGCCCGGGAAGUUAGCCAAGAGAUACGGGCUAUCGUACGUCUCGUUUUGGACGGAGGCUGCUUUGGUUUUCACUUUGUAUUACCACAUGGACUUGUUGAGGUUAAAUGGCCACUUUGGUUCUCUUGACAAGCGAGACGACGAGAUCAACUACAUACCAGGAGUCCAAUCCAUCAAACCAAAGGACUUGACUUCCUUCCUCAAACAAGCGGACACGACAACACUCAACCACCAAAUCAUAAACCGAGCAUUCGAGGACGUAAGAACAGCAGAACUCGUCCUAUGCAACACCGUCCAAGAGCUCGAGCCCGAAACAAUCUCAACUCUAAACCAAAAAAUCCCCUUCUUAGCCAUCGGUCCCAUCCUCUCCGACACCGACAUAUCCACCAGCCUCUGGCCCGAGUCCGACUGCACCAACUGGCUCGACUUUCGGCCCCGUGGCUCGGUCCUGUACGUCUCGUUCGGCAGCUACGCGCACAUUGACAAGAAUGACCUAACGGAGAUAGCUCGCGGCCUUCUCCUUAGCAACGUCGACUUCUUGUGGGCCCUGAGGCCCGGCAUUGUGGGCCCGUACGAGGGAAGCCCGCUUCCGGAGGAAGCCCGAGGAGGCCGCCACGGGCUGGUGGUGGAGUGGUGCUGCCAGAGGCGAGUGCUGGCCCACGAGGCGGUUGGGGGUUUUCUGACGCACUGCGGAUGGAACUCGGUGCUCGAGAGCAUUUGGCACCGAGUGCCGAUGCUGUGCUUCCCUCUGUACACGGACCAGUUCACGAACCGAAAGCUAGUGGUGGACGAUUGGGAGAUCGGGAUCAAUUUAUGUGAUAAAGAGAGGGUAGACAGGUUUGAAGUUGCCGAGAAUCUCGGAAAACUGAUGAAUGAGUUUAGACUUAGAGUUGGUGAAAUCGGGAAAGUGAAGCGUGUGCUCGAGAAGGCCUUAGCGGACGGUGGAUCGUCCGAGAAAAAUAUGGGCGUGUUCAUUAAGAAAAUGCAAGAUAAGACGUGCAAGAAAUGA
Striga hermonthica is the source of this 1404-nucleotide messenger RNA. NCBI's taxonomy places the organism in Eukaryota, Viridiplantae, Streptophyta, Magnoliopsida, Lamiales, Orobanchaceae. The record is from the annotation of a GenBank genome assembly.